AUGAGCCAGACGCCGUCGCUGCUCGACGACGGGAACCUCUGCGGCGCGACGCUGCUGUCGCUCGUCGCGUCGGGCAGCGCGUUGAUCGCGGAGCUGCUGCGCCUCGCGCAGGCGAUCCCGCCCGUGUUCCUGGACGCCGAGGAGCGGGCGCGGCGCGGCGCGGCGCUGCUCACGGCGGAGGAGGCGUCCUUCGAGGCCGUGCUCUUCGACUUCGCCUACCUCAAGGAGCCCGAGGACUUUGAGAAUAGGGUGAACUCGAGCGACGGCCUCCUCGACGUCGACAACGAGUUCCUGGAGACGCACGGCGCCUUCGCGAAGCGGUUCUACGCGCUCAUGGAGUCGACGGUCAAGUACUGGCGGGACGUGCACGGCUUCCUCGAGCGGCUCGGCAGCGGCUACUUCAUCGCGCACUCGGUGGACAACGUGCUCGAGGACGUUGACGGCAAGCAGCUCCUCUGCGAGGCCUAUUUUCUCUACGGGACGUUGCUCGUCCUGCUCGACGCCAAGGUCCCCGGCGUCGUGCGCGAGCGCUUGGUCAUCGCCUGCUACCGCCUCGAGGGCGAGUCGACGAUGGAGGCCGUCGACGACGUCUGCCGGCUCGCGCGGUCCACGGGCUACCGGAGCGGCGGCCGGCGGCCGAAGAACUACCCCGAGGCCUUCUUCAACCGCUUCCGGACCGACGCGACGGCGAGCGCGGCGAAGUUGGUGAUCCAGCGGCUCAUGAGCGACGACGUCUACCUCCAGUCGGCCGCGUUUCCGGCGCCGGAGCACCGGUCCGUGCGCCUCGCGUCGCAGGCGUCCAUGCUCUACGUCAUCCUGUAUUUCGACGCCGACACGUUGAAGGGCCGCACGGCGGCCAUGCGCGAGGUCGUCGACAAGCACUUUUCGGACAACUGGGUCGUGCCCGUCUACAUGGGCCACGUCGUCGACCUGAGCGUCGAGUGGGCGGGCUACGGCGCGGCGGCCGCGGCUUUACGGAACGUGCUCACGGACGGCGCCGUGGGUCGUUUGGUGGCGUCCAACGACGCGCUCGUGCACCGCCAGAUCAAGGAGCUCGACGGCUUUUUGACGGAGGGCCAGCUCACGGAGCAGCACCUGUUGGACCACAUGCGCGCGCUCUUGGACUGCGCGCGGCGGUCGAACGCGGCGCUCCGCUGGCGCCUGCUCCACCGGCGCUGCGCCCACGACGGCUGGCGCUCGAAGAUCGCCGCCAAGGCCGGCAGCCCGGGCGACGCCGAGGCGCUCAUGACGUUAUUAUUGAAAGCGUCGCAGCUCGAGUACAAGCUCAAGCAGAUGUUCCAGAGCCUGCUCGACAGCAAGCCCGCGAAGUGGGCCUUCUGCAAGCAGCAGGUCAUCGACCGCAUGACGGAGCUCAGCGAGUACUUCACGGGCGAGAAGGCUCUCGCGCGCGUCGCGCGCGACGAGAAUUUGAUGAAGUGGUUCGGGGCCCUGGCGGGCGAGAUGGCGCGGUUGGACGACGACGAGGCGCACGCGACGAUGAUGGGCCGGAAGAUCCAGACGCUCGUGGGCGCUUUGGAGGAGGUGGAGCAGUUCGAGCAGGUCGACACGAACCUGCAGAUCAAGGCCUUCCUUGCGGACACGCGCGAGUUCCUGCUGCAGAUGGUGCGCAUCACGAACGUGCAGCACUCGGUGAUGCACGUCAUCGAAUCCGUGUCGGACCUGUCCUACGCCUUCGACAUUCUCGGGGACUACGUGCCCAUCCUCCACGACCGCGUGCGCGGGGACCCGCGGACGGCGGUGCUGCUGCGGGCGACGUUCCUCAAGCUCGCGUCGAUCCUCGACGUGCCCCUGAUCCGCAUCUCGCAGUGCAACUCGAGCGACCAGGCGUCCGUGGCGUCCUACUACUCGACGGAGCUCGUCAACUUCGUGCGGCGGGUCCUGGACGUGAUCCCCGUCUCCGUCUUCGGGCUCCUGGACGACAUCGUCGACAUCCAGACGCGGACCUUAGCUCCUUUACCCGUGAAGCUCGAGACGGCCUACCUCAAGGACUACGCCCAGCUCAACGAGCGCUACCAGCUCGCGCGGCUGACGCACCAGGUGUCCGUCUUCACGGAGGGCGUGCUCGCCAUGGAGCGCACGCUCCUCGGCGUCGUCCGCGUCGAGCCGCGGCGCGUGCUCCACGACGGCCUCCGCAAGGAGCUCGUGCGCCAGCUGAGCCGCACGCUCCACGAGCAGCUGCGGUUCCCCGUGCCCAAGAAGGACCAGGACCGGAAGAAGUUCGUCGGCGCGGCGCUCGCGCGGCAGGUCCACGAGAUCCUCGCGCACCUCGGCCGCCGCGUCGACGGCUACCGCCGGUCCGUGGAGUACGUCCAGGACUACAUCGACAUCGCGGGCCUCAAGAUGUGGCAGGAGGAGCUCGGGCGCGUCGUCAACUACAACGUCGAGGCCGAGUGCAACCGCUACCUCCGCCGCAAAGUCGCGGACGCGGAGAGCCGGCACCAGUCGUCCGUCGUGCCCGUGCCCCGCUUCGCGCCGCUACCGGACCCGCACGGCGCCGACGACGGCGCGGCGACCUUCAUGGGCCGGACCCUGGCGGCGCUCCUCCGGCUCACGUCGCCGGCGACGACGUCCUACGCGCCGGAGCGCGCCGGCUGGUACUGCGACGCGCACGUUCUCGAGGGCGCGUCGUCGAAGGGCAGGCUGGACCCCGGCGACGCCGAGGCCUGCGGCGUCCACACGUUCCAGAUCGCGGAGCGCGCCCUGGGCGUCUGCGGCCUCGCGGGCCUCGACCGCAUGCUCGCGUUCCGCGUCGUCCACGACCUGUCGAACUUCGUCGACGACUACAAGGCGCUCACCGCGCCGCACGCGCGGUUCCUCGAGAGCCUGCGGGACGCGCUCUUCCCCGAGUGGGCGCCGCCGCGGGGCGGCGGCGGGCCGGGCAAGCUCUACGCGCGCGCGGCGAAGACGCUCGAGGCGGCCAUGCCGCGGCUGUUGCACCGGAUCCUGGCCGUCGGCCACGCGCAGCUCCUGCGCAAGUCGCUGAACCACGCGCUCCUCCUCAAGGCGCGCGUCGACGCCGACUUCCUGCACGCGUCGCUGACGAACGUCGACGGCGCCGUGCUCGGCGACGUGCUGGACCACUACGGCGACCCGGAAACGGUCCCGGACCCCGUGCCGGACGCGAAGGACGGGCGCCGCGUGCUCGCGGACCUGGCGACGCUGCUGGAUGCGUCGGGCGUGUCGGACCCGCUGGCGAAGGUCUACGUGGCCACGGAGCCGCUGGAGCACCUGCCGCUCGUGCUGCUCCUCUUCCUCCUGUCGUACGCGCACAAGCUCGGCCACGACGACCGGCUCCAGUCGCUCGUGAAGCGGAAGCGGUCCUACCCCAUCGACGGCUUCGUCGUCGUCGUCGGCGUCCACACGGUCCUCAAGCAGUGCCACCCGUCCUACUGCAAGCAGCUCCUCGCCUACCUCGGCCAGUUCGUCUGCUCGACGGUCACGGCCCAGUACGCGGACGCGAAGCAGGCCAAGGACGCCGCGCCGCUGGAGCUCGCCAACGCCAUCUGGUUCGUCGACACGCUCUGCAAGGUCGCCGACGUCCCCAAGCCGACGGACUUCAUCCCCGCGGCCAUCCUCGCCAUGGCCUACAAGGCCUAA
Messenger RNA from Aureococcus anophagefferens, 3618 nucleotides. RefSeq lists its product as hypothetical. The record is from RefSeq and is a predicted model, not a curated record. NCBI's taxonomy places the organism in Eukaryota, Pelagophyceae, Pelagomonadales, Pelagomonadaceae. Gene Ontology annotation, cellular component: endosome; WASH complex. Gene Ontology annotation, biological process: regulation of actin nucleation; endosome fission; endosome organization. Bases 1 to 3618 code for a protein of 1205 amino acids. The transcript has 2 exons.